Messenger RNA from Acanthaster planci (crown-of-thorns starfish), 1418 nucleotides. Its product is annotated as phospholipase A2 AP-PLA2-I-like. Lineage: Eukaryota; Metazoa; Echinodermata; Asteroidea; Valvatida; Acanthasteridae. Gene Ontology annotation, biological process: phospholipid metabolic process; lipid catabolic process; arachidonate secretion. Gene Ontology annotation, molecular function: calcium ion binding; phospholipid binding. The record is from RefSeq and is a predicted model, not a curated record.
CUCAGCACUUUAGGCCAAGGUCUUAAUUUCUAUUCCUGAAUAAAAGAAGGAGUAUUUUUGAAUAAGCAAACACUUCGCCACCAGUCAUCACAGAAGCUUUUACCACGGUCGUCUUCUCCCUGUAUACCCCUGGCAAAACCCUGAACUCACUGGACUGCAUUUAAUCAUGAAGAUCUUUCUCUUACUCGUAGCUGUCACGCUUGUUUCAGGCAAGCAAAUCGGUACAAGCAACAUACUGCAAUUUAACUCCAUGAAUGCGUGUUCUGUGGGAAUAAGCUACUCCCAGGCGAUUAGUGACUACCUUGGCUACGGUUGUUAUUGUGGAUUCGGCGGAAGUGGAACUCCAGUAGAUGAGACGGACAAGUGUUGCGAGACUCAUGACAACUGCUACAAGGCGGCAACGUCCAACGGUUGCAGUAUGAUUGACAGAUAUACCAUCGAAUAUGACUACCAAACUAUAACAGGCUCUGAUGGAAAAUGUCAGAUUACAUGCAAAGCACAAGCAGACUACGACGCAAAUGACCAGGACGCACAAUGCAAAGCUUUCAUGUGUAACUGUGACCGCGAAGGAGCAGAAUGCUUCGCUAAGAAAAGGCCAACCUUCAAUCCAAAAUAUAUCGGUUGGUCCAAUCUCUUCUGUUGGUGGUAGACUCACUUCAGAACUUGGAAACCUCUCAAAAUAAUCUUUAAUCAAGACUUGCAAUCUUUCUGUAUAAAAUGAUGGUCAUUAGAAUAGGCAUAUAGCUGGGUUAAAACGGGUGGACGAGGGUGAACAUUUGUGAAGAAAGUGAAACUCUUCUUUAGAGCUUAAAUUAUUCUGAAAAAAUCUAAAAAUUGGAUAAGCAUUCUGUUUGAUAUUAAUUAGUACCUCCAAAUCCUCUUCUGUGAUUAAAAAAGUGUAAACAAUAAAUUGUGAGUUAAUGUGUGAAAAGUACAGGUUCGUACAUAGGCCAACUUUUCAACUCACGCAAAUAAACCUCUGAACACAAAGCCCACCAUGUUGAGUUAAAAGGAAAAUGCCUUCUCAAUGUUUGCAGCGUGCAGCUUUAAGAUGGCUCUUUCGGAUUGGAAUAAUAACACUUUUACUUUUCUGAUUUUGUCGUGAAAUAAAACGAUAAAAAGUUGUGCUCAUCUGCAAAACAGUUUCUGUAAAUUCUAUUUCAAAUAGGCCAACAGUUGUGACACAUCCGUGGGCAAGUUUUUAAGAAAACACACUGGUCACUUUGUUUUACUUAUGAAAUUGUUAAUCACGGUUAAUUUCGUUGUAGUAUCAAAAUAUUUCAUGAGAGAAUUGUCGCUGUUUUAUCAACAGAAGGACAGAUCGAAUACAAAUAUCUGAAGCCAGAAAGAGAGGCGCUACUUUAGCGUCCUAAUCCACCUUGUUGGUCAAAGACAGCAUUUGAAUGGGGUGGGGAGGG